AAUCUUCCCAACAAUCUCAUCAUUUCUUAUGUUUCCCUUUUCAUCUCAAUUCCAACUCUCUCUAAAACAUUAUUCUUUGAGAAUUUUCAGUUUUGCUUCUGGAGCCAAAAAUGGAGCCCUCAAUUAAAUGUGCCUUUUUUGGCUGCCUAUUGAUUGUGCUCUUGCCUGCUCUGUGCUACUCUCAAGACAAUUUUGUUUACUCUAGAGCCACUUAUUAUGGCAGCCCUGAUUGCUAUGGAACACCAUCUGGGGCUUGUGGAUUUGGUGAAUUUGGAAGGACUGUGAAUGAUGGCAGUGUUGCUGCAGUUUCCUAUCUCUAUAGAAAUGGUUCUGGUUGUGGUGCAUGCUACCAGGUUAGGUGCACCAAUCCAAAAUAUUGCAGUGGAAGUGGAGCAUUUGUAGUGGUGACAGACCAUGGUGAAGGGGAUUACACUGACUUUAUAUUAAGCCCAAGAGCCUAUGCAAAAUUGGCUCAUCCAAACACAGCCUUAGAAUUGUUCUCAUAUGGUGUUGUUGAUGUUGAAUUCAGAAGGGUUUCUUGCCAAUACCCUAAUUACAAUACACUCAAAUUUAAGGUUCAUGAACAUAGUAGAUACCCUGAUUAUUUGGCCAUUGUUAUCAUUUAUGUUGCUGGAAAAAAUGAUAUCACUGCUGUUGAAUUGUGGCAGGAGGAUUGCAAUGAAUGGAAGGGGAUGAGGAGAUCCCAUGGAGCUGUUUGGGACAUGGCAAACCCUCCUAAAGGAGACAUAAAAUUGAGAUUUCAAGUGAGUGGAAGUAUGGGAUAUGGAAGAUGGAUGGUGGCAACCACUGCUCUCCCAACUUAUUGGAAGGCAGGAGUUGCUUAUGACACUGACAUUAACCUCUAUUAAUAGGACUUGCUUAUAAUAUAUUUAUGUUAUGUGUUUUAUUAUGCAAAUGAAGAGUAGGAGAUCAAAUUAUUUAGCAUAUAUAUAUAUAUAUAUAUAUGUAAUACAUAAGUUAUGGUGAUUUUGGUUUUGGUUUUUAUGUGGGGAAUUUUGUUUAAGUUGUUAUUUUGUGGCUAUUUAUAUGGUUGGGUGGUGAAUAUAUAUAUAUAUAUAUAUUUCUAGGGUUGUUGUAAUGCCCAAUGAUGUGAUUUGUGUACUUUUGGAAAUUAUGGUAUGUGGUGGAAAGAAAUAUGAAUAAAACUUCAACUUUUUUGUUUAUGGAUCAAAUAA
Messenger RNA from Benincasa hispida (wax gourd), 1196 nucleotides. RefSeq names its product expansin-like B1 (gene EXLB1). Lineage: Eukaryota; Viridiplantae; Streptophyta; Magnoliopsida; Cucurbitales; Cucurbitaceae. The record is from RefSeq and is a predicted model, not a curated record. Gene Ontology annotation, cellular component: extracellular region.